UGGAACAGUCACUGGGUUUCCGGGUCCUUCGGGGUUGAACUUGAACAUUUCGAGGUCUGCAAAUAAUCCAGCAAAUUAAGGGGGCUCAACGAACAUAAUUCAUUUGCGAGGGUCAUUUCCCUCGGUCUCCUUCUUGGGAAUCAGUUUGAAGAAAUGAACCGGAGAAGUGAAGUGUUUAUUUGAGCUCUAAGCAAAUCUUUCAUCGAAUACUACAUUGAACAACUCCGUGGAUCAUGCAAGAAAAACUUCUAGUAGUACCACCACGUCGACUGGUCUGGCAUUGAAUCUAGACCAGGCGUGUCUGAAUGUUCUGAAUCAGCAGUUGAUGCAGCAACAACUGGUGGGAUCUUCUUCAGCAUCUAAUAUCACUCCACCGAACUACAUUGCUAACAUCGCAAACAUGAACGGCACAAUCAACAUGAGUCAACAAAGAACUUCUAGUUGUACUUCUUCUCUCAUCAGCUACAGCACAAAUGAUAAGCAACUUGUUCUUCCGGGCGGCGGUCUUCAACAACUUGGGCGUCCUCAACAACAAGGGGGUCUAAGCUCGACAUCUCUAGACGAACUUCUUCGUGUCCACGAUCCAAUUGGGCCCUUGGAUUCCAGAGGGACGAUGAAGAUUUCUAACGUUAGUAACCGUGAAGUUGAGGACAUUGCCACCAACAAGAUUGUCGCCGGCGACGAGAUUGUCUCUCAGCAAACUACUAGUAGAAAGAGUAAACCAGGAAGAGGACGGAAAAAUUGUCGAGGAGAAAACGGGGGCGGUGGAGACCAAAAUUCAAAUUCUGGUUCUGCUGUAGCAGGAUCGUCCGGAUCCUCCUCUACUACCCAUGUUUUUUUUAGUAAUCAGCAGCGUCAACAACAACAUCCUCGAGGAGAACAUCAUCAUCAUCAGCAAGGUUCUUUGGAGCACCCGUAUCGACAAGGAAGCGACUCCCUUUCGUGGCGCUCCUCUGGUCCAUCGCGCGAUGAGAUGGUCAACAGAGGGUCGCAUAAUCUGCGCCAAACUCGCGAAAAUAGUGAUUCGUGCAUGCUUGAUGAUAGGGAUAGCCGUGGUCGAUUUGAUAGGCACGUCAACACAGUUGAACUUGAAGCUCGGACGACUACGUACAGGAAGUCGAGGAAGAUGGUUAACAAGAUGGCGGACAAUACUAGAAAUCAUAUUGCACGAGAAGGUGAAGAAAGUUCUAGUAGUUCAUCUACUUCUUAUCUGCAGCAAGACAUGAGCCGAGGAGGUGGAAAAAACUCGCAAGGGAAAAGCUCGCAAACUGCAUCUGGACCAGUCUCCCAUCAUUUAUUUCCACCCGGUGAAACGAAUACUAAAGGAAGCAGGACGAGCAACUAUGGUUCUGCAGUUGAGUUUCAGUACAACGGGAGGAUGCCCUCCGCAAAAGGCGGAAAAUCUCUGCCGUUUUCUGACUCCAUCUUGGAGGAAGAGGUUCCCGUAGGGGGGUGGACGAGCGCGGAUUCGGGGUCUUCUGUCUCACAGCCGCGACAUCAACGUCGAGCUGACGUUUCUGGUGCACCGGAGCCUGCUUAUCAUGAUAAGGAUACCUCCUUUAUUCUUUGCGAUAAUUCGAGAAGAAUACCGCGAGUAGGGUCCGCGUCCUCGUCGUCGGGGUCGUUCGGCUCCAACAGGUCUCUCCCUGUGGAUGAUGCCAGAAACGACGCAGCGGCGGAAUACAGACUGCGGAGAAUUACUGAUUUUGCGGCGAAACGGAUCGAAAGAGAGGCUUAUGAAAAAAAGAACAAGGAGGACCAGGACCAGCAAAGUUCAACAUCGUCGACCGAAAGGCUUCAGUGGAAUCGUCCUGCCUCAUCGUCUAUUCAGCAUGAGAGGAAUAAUCUAGUCCAGCAGGAGACGAGAAAUUUCUUCAGGAGCGGCAGGAGUUCUGCACUGCCCGACGCAAAAAUCACCUCAAAAGAACUUUUGAGCACGUCUUCAUCUGUGAUCGCGUCAAAAGAACUACUUCUGGGCACGAAGAGAAGCGUAAUAAAUGGGACGCCUGAAGAGCACCCGGGUUUGGAUGAUCUGCGCACGGAAGACUUCGAUGCAUUUGAUGCUACUGCGGCAAUUUCGUGGCAUCGUGAAAAUUUCCGUAAAUUCGCAGAGCUGGCUUCCUAUGCUGGAAGUAGUGCUUUGGCGUCCUCUCAACUACAUAGAAGUCCUGGAGGUCCGCCAACAAUCAAAGAUGAAGCAAGAAUACUGGUGGACCGCGACUGCCGACGCCCAAAAAGCGAGGAUGUCAUGAGCAGCAUUCAGCGCUCGCUACAGAACCUCCCACGCCACCGAGUUGUUCACUAACAUUUAAGCUUCAGGGAAUACAUCUUCAGUAUCAUCCUGAAAUUUUUCGCCAACGAAUAUUUACACACCUAUUCUUACAAAGUAUCACCCCGCACGAGUAUACAGACGUGACGAUGGAUUCGAACCAGUGAGCAGCAGCGUGUUGGUGCACAUGCAUGGCAAUGUUUGAUAUCUUGAGUAAGGGCACCAUGGCAAGUAAAAGGCAUUGGCACUGUAGUCAGCUGCGACAUCCAACUUGGGCUUCAGCCAACAGAGGCGGAUGAAUCCACCAGAGGAGCACUGAGAGUUAUCCCAUAGUAAAGAGACUUACUUUGUUAGAAAAUGAUGUUCUUCUCUGCAGCUAAUACAUAUGAACAUACUAUGAUUCCUCGUCGUCGAAGAGAGAACUAUUCAUGAUAGAAUUUUUUCGCUGUGCACGAGAAUUUAACCUUUUUUGCGCCGACCACUAGUAUUGUUGGGUUACGUAUUGGAUACAUGUGCAUCGACGCCAGUUUCAAAAUUCGUCUGUCCAAGUACUGCAUCUUGACUUGUUGUGGAGUAUUAUUAUCUCUGUACUGCUGCAGGCUAUCCCAACAACGCAAGACAGGCUAUAACUUCAACUCAAACUUCUACCUCUAGCUCUACAACCUAGUACAACAUAUCUGUCGUGGGAAGAUCUUGAUUUUUUUAUCAAGUAAAUCCUCAAGCGUGAAGAUGAAGAUUCAUUGAAUGAUAGAGGCAAGUACAACAAUUGACCAGAUUUAUUAAAAACAGUUUCGCAAUACAAACGGCCACAGAUGAAAGAACAGCCCUUGAUGACCGACGUUAG
Molecule: messenger RNA, 3113 nt
Organism: Amoebophrya sp. A25
Lineage: Eukaryota; Dinophyceae; Syndiniales; Amoebophryaceae
Source: the annotation of a GenBank genome assembly